AUGCCCGGACAUCCUUCCAACCUCACAGUACUUCAACCUAAGCCCCUGCUUCAGGGUACACCAGAGUACGAGAAGAAGCGCGCCGCCCUUGUCGAGGCCUUUGCGAAAAAAGUACCUUCAGAACUGCGGCUAUCACCAGAUUUCUUCUCAAAUCCGCCAAAGGAUGUUUCUAAUGUACCCGCCAAGUGCGGUAUUUUGACUCCCACCGAGAUCGAUAUCACAGAAAAUUACGAUGCGGUAGGCCUUGCGGAAGCUAUUGCUGCCCGAAAGUUGACAGCAGUUCAAGUAGCUACAGCCUACUCUAAACGAGCCAUCAUUGCGCAUCAAUUAACAUGCUGCUUGACGCAAUGGUUCAUGGAAGACGCGCUUAAGAGAGCUCAGGAACUUGACGACUAUCUGGAGGAAAAUGGAAGAACGGUCGGGCCUUUACAUGGGGUACCAGUUAGCAUUAAGGAACACAUACCUCUUGCUGGGACUUACUCCUCCUGUGGAUCACUGGAAAGCAUACACUUCGAUGAACAGGAUUGUGUCAUGGUAUCCAUAUUGCGAGGCAUGGGCGCGGUGUUUUACUGCAAGACAAAUCAGCCGCAGGGAAUUAUGCACUUCGAGACUACAUCGCAUUACGGCCGCACUAUAAAUCCAUUCAACACUGAUCUCAGCGCUGGAGGCUCAUCAGGUGGCGAGGCAGCCCUGAUAGCUAUGAAGGCAUCAGUUCUUGGUGUGGGCACAGACAUUGGCGGUAGCAUCAGAGGACCUGCGGCGUUUUGCGGUAUCUAUGGAUACAAGACUACGUCGUAUGUACUUCCAACGAAGGAUUAUAUUGCGUUACCCUUCGCCGCCGAACUCAACAUUAUAGGCAGCACUGGCGCGUUUAGUCGAAGCCUACGGGAUAUAGACCUCUUCAUGAACACUGUCAUUGGCCAGAAGCCGUGGCUUCAAGAUCAAAAGCUAGUUCCAUUGCCGUGGACGGGCUUGCAAACUCCAACCAAAAAGCCGUUACGAAUAGGUAUCAUUGAGAACGACGGCUUCAUCGAGCCCCAGCCUCCGGUCAAGCGCGCUAUAGAAUGGGCUAGAUCACGACUCUCCGACCCAAAAUACUCUGGUCUCUUUGAAAUCAAAGACUUCAAGCCCCACAAAGCAGCAGAAGCAUGGACAAUGAUCCGGCGCAUGUACUGGCCUACAGGUGGCAAAAAGGAAGCAGAGGGCUACAAAAAAUCCGGCGAGCCAAUCCUCGAGUUAACAAAAUGGGGCUGGGAAGACGCCAAACCAUACGGUAUGCUCGAUGCCUCUCAAGUCACUGAUCUUCGUGCCGAGCGCGACAGGCUCCGCUAUGAGUUCGCCGAUAGCUGGAAUAAGCAAGAAGUCGAUAUUGUCAUUGGACCUGCAUGUGUAGGCCCGGCUUCUGUGCACGACACUGCGUUUUACUGGACAUAUACUAGUCUCUGGAACUUUGUGGAUUAUCCGGGUGUUGCUGUGCCGACGCCGAUCAAGACUGAGGCGAAGGAGGGGUAUGCGCCGGAUUAUAAGCCGUUGAGUGAAGCGUGCAAGCAUGUCAAAGAGCUCUGGGAGAAGUCGAGUUUUGAGGGGGCGCCGAUUGCGCUGCAGGUUAAUGGGAGGAGGUAUCAUGAUAGUGAGUUGUUUGGCGCGUUGGCAGUGUUGAAGGAUGCGCUUGAUCUUCCAUGA
Messenger RNA from Bipolaris oryzae ATCC 44560, 1683 nucleotides. RefSeq lists its product as uncharacterized. Bases 1 to 1683 code for a protein of 560 amino acids. The record is from RefSeq and is a predicted model, not a curated record. NCBI's taxonomy places the organism in Eukaryota, Fungi, Ascomycota, Dothideomycetes, Pleosporales, Pleosporaceae. The transcript has a single exon.